UUUCUUUAUAUAGAGAAAUAGCAUAUAAGAAGACUCUUAUAUAGAGUGAAAAUAAUUCCUACUAUGCCCUACGCUCUUUACUAUGUUAACAGCAUGGGGGUUUUUGUUGAGAAUUCUAUUCACUUGAUAAUGACGAAGAAACUAGAUCGGUUACAUCCUUCUUUAAUUGUUGCAUUUAACCUCACACUUGAAAUUUUCAAUUGAGGUUCCCCUUCCUGCUGAAAUAAGAGGUGAAGAGGUUAAUAGUAAUGAGAGUUUUCAAAUGACUGUUGCUGUUUUGGGAGGGUGUCUUUGUAUGAUUUUGAAUUAUGAAACUACUAAUAUUGAUGGUUGGGUGAUGAAAGAAUAUGGAUCUAGAGAUAGUUGGUGUAAACUUUUUACUUUGGUCAAAUCUUGUUUCCAUUCACAUUUGACAGCUUCGAGGCCUCUAGGUUAUUCCGGUGAUGGAAGUAAGGUUCUGUUGGAAGCAAUUGAGGUUUUGUUGGAGGUAGAUCAUCAGAAGCUCUUUUGGUAUGAUUUGAAGAGUGAACAAGUUAUUUAUGUUGAAGGAGUUCCUAAUUGGAAUGACACUGUGAUUUGUGUUGAAAGUCUUGUACCAACUUCCUUCCCUGUUGAUAAUUGUAGGAAGGAGAAUCGAACAACCAAGAGAAGGGAUGGUUUCUUGUCCAAAGGAUUUAAAUUGAGAUUGUAAGGGAUGGAAGGACCUGUGAUGUGCCAACUGAAACAUGAUGCUCAAGUUGCUUCUUGUGAUGUAAUUAGUCACCUUGGUUUGUGGGAAAGGUUGAAUUGAUAAAGAAUGAAGCUGCACCCAUUUUUAUGGCUCAUUUUGAAUUUUGUCUAAUAUCACAUUUAUCACUCUGAAGAAUUUGAUGAAUCCUCUCUCCCUCUGGCCUUUCUAAAUGGAUCUUCUGCUUUUGUCUUUUACUUCUAGACUCUAGUACUGUUGAGAAAAUAUGAAAGCACAAUGAGGUUGGUUAUUGUAUAAAACGUAUCUUUUAUUUCCAUUAUCUUUAAAUUCUAAACUCUUACAACAUGCUAAUGAAAGCACAUUGAGGUUGGUUACUGUAUGAAAAGUAUUGCUCCUUUCUUGCG
Molecule: messenger RNA, 1092 nt
Organism: Medicago truncatula (barrel medic)
Lineage: Eukaryota; Viridiplantae; Streptophyta; Magnoliopsida; Fabales; Fabaceae
Product: F-box protein CPR1
Exons: 2
Coding region: 263-691 (142 amino acids)
Source: RefSeq, a predicted model, not a curated record